Molecule: messenger RNA, 984 nt
Organism: Hypoxylon trugodes
Lineage: Eukaryota; Fungi; Ascomycota; Sordariomycetes; Xylariales; Hypoxylaceae
Exons: 1
Coding region: 98-775 (225 amino acids)
Source: RefSeq, a predicted model, not a curated record
CGAAGCCACAAUCAGUCACAGCUUCGCCCCCCGGACUUAAGUUACUACUCUACCAUUUCUGUGUAUAAAGGGAGCUUGCAUUCCACCACCAUCCGUCAUGAAUCCGCGACCACGAAACGGUUCAUUCGGCUCGGACACUUCGUCUUUUUACUCGGGACGUUCAGGAUCUGUUGUGUCGGCAGAUUCUACGUCUUCUAUCUGGUCCUCUUCGGAAUCGGACUCAUUUGUCUGGCGAGAUGAUCCUUGGGGAUUCUAUGGCGUGGGAGGCGCUGUCACCCGCUACGUGGACCAAGGUGAUGACAGACGCAGGAAGGUCGCGUCGCACAUACUGAGCGGCCCGUUCGCUCAGUUCUACAAAAAGCAACGCCAAUCCAAUUCUCGUUCACACUCCCACUCUCACUCCCGCCCAAAACGCAGCGCCAAUAGUUCGCGCUCCAGCUCUCGUUCGAGUAAUGGUAAUGCUAGCCCUCCUAGAGCUCAUAGCCAACCUUUCCCACCGAGGCCUAUGAACUUUGAGCCUGAAUUUCACGAGGACGAAAUGUACGACGACGUGGAGCAAUUCCAUGAGGAACCUUUCAUGCAGGGGCCAUUCGGGCAUCCCCCUCCCCAAUUCCGAGGGCCACCACCACCUCCUCCCCCGCCAGCUGCACCACCUGCUGGUUUCGAGGGCGGCUUCAUUCAACUAGGUGGUCCUAGCGGUCCUCCACCGCCUCCACCGCCUCCACAAGGCGACCCCUGGAAUAAUGGAGCUAGAUUCGGACAAGUUUACGAUUAAUGACAACGAUUUAUGAUUAAUGAUGGAGAUAUCUUCCCCAUGAAUAUUACGAAUUAUUGGUUCUCUACGGUUUUUCAAGGAACUGGAUGAUUUCUACUCGUUAGGCUUUGGGUAUCCGGCGUUUUUAUGUGGAACUCGUAUUUUUUUGGUAAUCUGGGGCGCCAUGCACCUAUUGUUAUUAUUUUAUGACACGCCAGCUAUAUGUAUGU